This is a messenger RNA of Populus nigra (black poplar), 913 nucleotides long. RefSeq lists its product as uncharacterized. NCBI's taxonomy places the organism in Eukaryota, Viridiplantae, Streptophyta, Magnoliopsida, Malpighiales, Salicaceae. Bases 142 to 462 code for a protein of 106 amino acids. The transcript has 2 exons. The record is from RefSeq and is a predicted model, not a curated record.
CCGAGCCAGACCGAAAAAUCGAACCUCCCACCCUCCACGCUCUUUCUUUGGUUCCGUAAGGGUCUCCAUUGCUGUCUCCUCCUCGAGCUCGAAGAGGAAAUAAAAGAGAGGGAGAUAGAGGCGAAGAGACAAACGAUAAAGAUGAUAACGCGAUCGAAUUUGGCAGACCAAUUAAGAGAGUAUCAGAUUCGAUCCAAGCAUGAUUGGGCCUCUGUCUCCUUCUUUUCUUCCGCUUCUAAUAUCAGCUCUUCAAGGGUGGACGUUGUGUUAUUUGUAAUAUGGGAACUUUUUAUCAUAGCAUUCUUGGUUUUCUCUGCAGUUUCUUUAUAUUUUAGGCAUAUGCGACUUGCGUUUAUCCUAGUAUGCAUCACUUUGCUAUUGCUUAUAUGCAUGAAAGUUACAAAGCAAGUUCGAUUGGCUAGGAAAAAGAAGCGAAGGAUGCUUCUUCCUUUAUCUAUGUAAAACUUUACUAGCAGCGAGCCUUUUCCUAAACCAACACAACUUUGUUGUGUAGAUUGAUACAAUUUCUGACCUUUGCAUUGAUCCUUUUCCCCCUGCUUUAUUGCAAUGUUUAAUUGUAUACCUAAAGAAAGUUGAUCAAGGGAUAUGGUGAGGUGAUCAAUAAAAUGGAUGCUAAUUGAAUUGGAGAUUUCUCAUCACUUGGAAUGGAAGAUUGAGAUGGUUUUGUUUGAGGCGGUGAGCUAGUGACAGACAUCAAAUGUGGGUUGGGUGGGUGCUGGUGUUAGAAAGGUAUUGUUUCUUUUUUGCUACAUGCUUGUAGCAUGGAUAGCCGCUUUAAGAAGCUUUAGCCAGGCUUGAUUUAUGAGACAAAUGUUUUUAAUAUGUAUGGGAUACAAUUUUUGUUUUUGCUGGUAUACAUCCCUAAUGUAAAGGAACGAGUUGGUGUUGAGAA